UGGGUUCGCGGUGAGCUGCAGUCCAGGGGUGAAGAUUGUUAUAUCUAGAAGCCGAUUUUAAAAGCAGUUUCUCUUCAAAUCAUCUUUAUACCACCUGAUAAGCAUUUUGAUUCACCAUGGCAUUGGCAGCAGUAAAAUGGGCAAUAUCAAGCAGAACUAUCUUGAAACAUUUAUUUCCAAUUCAAAACGGAGCCUUAUAUUGUAUUGAUCACAAAUCUACGUAUUCUUCUCUUCCAGACGAUUAUAAUUGCAAAGUAGAGCUUGCUCUGACAUCUGAGGCCAGGACAAUAGUUUGCUAUCACCCUUCUGUGGACAUUCCAUAUGAACACACAAAACCUAUCCCUCGGCCAGAUCCAGUGCACAACAAUGAAGAAACACAUGAUCUAGUACUGAAAACCAGAUUAGAAGAAAAAAGUGAACACUUAGAGCAAGGACCCAUGAUAGAACAACUCAGUAAAAUGUUCUUUACUACUAAGCACUGUUGGUAUCCUCGUGGACAGUAUCAUAGACGUCAUAGGAAACUGAAUCCUCCAAAAGACAGAUGAUAUUGAUGUUUUUAGGAAUCAAAGAGGAAUGUUACCCUGGAUCUCAUUUGCCUUUUGAGAAGAUACAAUUGGGUGUAUUCACUAAUAUGUUAUAUAGUAAAAUAAUAAUAAAACAUCUUUUCAUAUAAA
Molecule: messenger RNA, 674 nt
Organism: Dama dama (fallow deer)
Lineage: Eukaryota; Metazoa; Chordata; Mammalia; Artiodactyla; Cervidae
Product: large ribosomal subunit protein mL42-like
Exons: 1
Coding region: 117-545 (142 amino acids)
Cellular component (GO): mitochondrial large ribosomal subunit
Source: RefSeq, a predicted model, not a curated record